CACACACACACACACACACACACCUGCAUGAGGUUGCCUUCCACUUGAUAAGCGCAGAGGAGCCGAGGAAAUAGGAACUCUGAGUUACCGUUGUGUGUGGACUGAGCCAUGGGUUGUGUGUGGUUGCUGCUGGUGAGUGUGUGUGCGGUGAGUGUGUGUGCGGUCAGUGGUCUCGAUAAGCUGAACAUGUGCAUGGAUGCCAAACACCACAAGACAGAGCCGGCACCUGAGGGGGCUCUUUACGAACAGUGCUUCCCGUGGCGCUCUAACGCCUGCUGCACGGCCAACACCACGGAGGAGGCGCACGCUGAUAACUCCAACCUGUACAACUUCAACUGGAACCACUGCGGCAUCAUGGCCGACCGCUGCAAGCGCCACUUCAUCCAGGACACCUGCUUCUACGAGUGCUCCCCGCACCUGGGGCCCUGGAUACAGAAGGUGGACCAGUCGUGGCGUAAGGAGCGAAUCGUGGACGUGCCCCUGUGUCAGGAGGACUGUGAGUCCUGGUACUCAGACUGCAGAGACAGCAUCACCUGCAAACAGGACUGGCAUACAGGAUGGAACUGGACUGGAGGUAUUAAUAAAUGUCCAGACGGUGCAAAGUGCAGGACAUUUGCUGAAGUGUUUGGCUCAGCGAAGACCAUGUGCGAGGUCAUUUGGUCUAAGUCUUACAGGUACACCACUCUGGAGAAGAGCAGUGGUCGGUGCAUGCAGUUGUGGUUCGAGGGGCCCACCAACCCAAACCUGGAGGUGGCCCGCUACUACCUCAACCACGCCCCCUCUCAGGCCAUCGGCAUGGCAACAACCCUCCUCCUCCCACUCCUCCUCAGCCUACUGCAUGCUGGGAUACCAUUCUGAGAAGACAGAGAGAGAGGUGUUGAAAGAUGAAAGAAAGAAUAAAAGAUGAAUCAAGA
Messenger RNA from Clupea harengus (Atlantic herring), 914 nucleotides. It is a transcript of the gene folr, whose product is annotated as folate receptor. Gene Ontology annotation, molecular function: signaling receptor activity. Lineage: Eukaryota; Metazoa; Chordata; Actinopteri; Clupeiformes; Clupeidae. The record is from RefSeq and is a predicted model, not a curated record. Bases 109 to 858 code for a protein of 249 amino acids. The transcript has 6 exons. Gene Ontology annotation, cellular component: external side of plasma membrane.